Molecule: messenger RNA, 3185 nt
Organism: Rattus rattus (black rat)
Lineage: Eukaryota; Metazoa; Chordata; Mammalia; Rodentia; Muridae
Gene: Ednrb
Product: endothelin receptor type B
Exons: 7
Coding region: 45-1373 (442 amino acids)
Biological process (GO): G protein-coupled receptor signaling pathway; regulation of blood pressure; vasoconstriction
Cellular component (GO): membrane
Molecular function (GO): endothelin receptor activity
Source: RefSeq, a predicted model, not a curated record
AACAGCGGAGCGGCUACCGGACUCUCACAGGAGCAAGCUGCAACAUGCAAUCCUCCGCAAGCCGGUGCGGACGCGCCUUGGUGGCACUGCUCCUGGCCUGUGGCUUGUUGGGGGUAUGGGGAGAGAAAAGAGGAUUCCCACCUGCCCAGGCCACACCAUCUCUUCUCGGGACUAAAGAAGUCAUGACGCCACCCACUAAGACCUCCUGGACUAGAGGUUCCAACUCCAGUCUCAUGCGUUCCUCCGCACCUGCGGAGGUGACCAAAGGAGGGAGGGUGUCUGGAGUCCCGCCAAGAUCCUUCCCUCCUCCGUGCCAACGAAAAAUUGAGAUCAAUAAGACUUUUAAAUACAUCAACACGAUUGUGUCAUGCCUCGUGUUCGUGCUGGGCAUCAUCGGGAACUCCACACUGCUAAGAAUCAUCUACAAGAACAAGUGCAUGAGAAAUGGUCCCAAUAUCUUGAUCGCCAGCCUGGCUCUGGGAGAUCUGUUACACAUCAUCAUCGACAUUCCCAUUAAUGCCUACAAGCUGCUCGCAGGGGACUGGCCAUUUGGAGCUGAGAUGUGCAAGCUGGUGCCCUUCAUACAGAAGGCUUCUGUGGGGAUCACGGUGCUGAGUCUGUGUGCUCUAAGUAUUGACAGAUAUCGAGCUGUUGCUUCUUGGAGUCGAAUUAAAGGAAUUGGGGUUCCAAAAUGGACAGCAGUAGAAAUUGUUUUAAUUUGGGUGGUCUCUGUGGUUCUGGCUGUCCCUGAAGCCAUAGGUUUUGAUGUGAUUACGUCGGACUACAAAGGAAAGCCCCUAAGGGUCUGCAUGCUUAAUCCCUUUCAGAAAACAGCCUUCAUGCAGUUUUACAAGACAGCCAAAGACUGGUGGCUGUUCAGUUUCUACUUCUGCUUGCCGCUAGCCAUCACUGCGAUCUUUUACACCCUGAUGACCUGUGAGAUGCUCAGAAAGAAGAGUGGUAUGCAGAUUGCCUUGAAUGACCACUUAAAGCAGAGACGAGAAGUGGCCAAGACAGUAUUCUGCCUGGUCCUCGUGUUUGCCCUCUGUUGGCUUCCCCUUCACCUCAGCAGGAUUCUGAAGCUCACCCUUUAUGACCAGAGCAAUCCUCAGAGAUGUGAACUUCUGAGUUUUUUGCUGGUUUUGGACUACAUUGGUAUCAACAUGGCUUCUUUGAAUUCCUGCAUUAAUCCAAUCGCUCUGUAUUUGGUGAGCAAGAGAUUCAAAAACUGCUUUAAGUCGUGUUUGUGCUGCUGGUGCCAAACGUUUGAGGAGAAACAGUCCUUAGAGGAGAAGCAGUCCUGCUUGAAGUUCAAAGCUAACGAUCACGGAUACGACAACUUCCGCUCCAGCAAUAAAUACAGCUCAUCUUGAAGGAAGGAACACUCACUGAAUCUCAUUGUCCUCAUCGUGGACAGAUAACAUUAAAACAAAAUGAAACCUUUGCCAAUCCCAAACGUAAAACCGUGCAUGCGGAAAGGUGUGCACGCAUGGGAGAGGGAUUGUUUUUUAGCGGUUCUAACUUUCCACACCUGAUAUUUCACGGGCUGUUUACAACCUAAGAAAGCCAUGGGAAUGAAUGAAGCCUCUGGGAAAGCACUUAGAUUCUUAGUCAGCACUUCAGCACGGCUCUUAAAAGCCCUCAAUGCACUCACAGCCCACUUACAUUUAAAAACAAGAACUUCACUCAAACUCUGUUCAGGGGUUUAUUAUCCAAUCCUGUGAAUCUGGAUACAGGAAAGCAUGACAUUGCAAAACAAUUCGUAAAGCAAAGUUACAAUUGCUCGAUUUGAGACUAAAAAAAAAAAAAAAAAAAAAAAACACUAACAAAGUUUUAUGCAUAGUAUCACCCCCACUAAUCCGAUCGUAACUAUAUGCAAACUGAGAAAGCAAUAUGGUUGGUGCAUUUCUUUAGUCAUUACAGACAUUGAAAUGAUCAGAAGGGGGGAUGAAAAAGAGAGGCGCAGCCUGGAUGUUUGAAAUCAUCAUACUCCUUAACACUCAAAUAGGCACAAAUGUCACAGAGAAAACUUGGGAAAGCUGAGCUGCUAUGCCUGAGACUUCUGAAGUUCCCACACACAUGCUCUACAGAAAGACACAAAACAGAACACUACCUAUGAUUUCUUCAAAGUUCUUUCAAAGAUCCUUUCAUGACUGAAGUUUAAAUUCCACUCGAUUAACUCCAUCAUCUGUAAAUACUUAGCUAUUAGCUAUAAGCACUACACGUAGAUGACUUAACGAAGGGCAGGUCCCAGCGUUCAAAGCUUUCUGACAAAAGAUGCCAGUAACCCGGGUACAGACAGAAUGGGAAUUGCCUGGUGCAGUUGUCCACGUGGCAAAGAAGCAGGGAGCAUCCUUCCAGUCACGCCGCAGCAAAAACGGUCCACGGCACAACACGAUAGCUAAAAUACCAUCGCUUAAUGUCAUAGAAGGUAGUCACUGUAGCCAGCUCUCUUGAGGGCGUAUCGCCAAUUUCUUAUGUUAUUUCUGAAAAUCGCCAACAGAAAGGCAUUCUGGACGUGGUGCUUUUUCUAAAACUUAGAAGCCGAACUGCUUCGGGGUCUGCAAGACCCUCCUCAUUGCGCAUUCUUGUCUAGGUUUUGUUUGUUUUGUUUUGUUUUUUUUUUAAUCUCCUUCCACAGUGUGCCUUAGGUUCACUCCGGACUAGCAGUGUGUGAAAGAACGCCCAAGAGAAAACUGAAGGGAGAGGAAAUGAGGUGGGGCGGGAGGAAACCCGUGGGGAAAGAUUCCCAUUAUUAGCCCUGUGUUCGUCACUGCCGCGUCAUAUCAGUGUGAAAGGUCCUGGUUCGGCUCCAGCAAAACACAGCACAGCAUUCUCAGAAUGACUCGGGAACAAAUCAAAACCCGGGAGCUUUAACGUUGUCUUAAAAUAAAACAGAUUUUUCCUUCCUUCCUUCCUUCUUUCUUUCUUUCUUUCUUUCUUUCUUUCUUUCUUUCUCUCUGUCUCUCUCUGUCUCUCUCUGUCUCUCUCUCUCUCUCUCUCUCUCUCUCUAUAUAUAUAUAUAUAUAUAUACCUUUUAUUUCUUUCUUUUCUUUUCUUUUCUUUUCUUUUCUCUCCUCUUUUCUUCUUGUAACCCAGGCCACAUGUUGAAAAUGAGCUAAGAAUGCAGUUUUCUGCCAAAAUCCACUGUGACAAGACAAUAAACCCAAACAGGACAAUGAGGU